This is a messenger RNA of Sinocyclocheilus anshuiensis, 1250 nucleotides long. Its product is annotated as proline-rich transmembrane protein 3-like. Bases 117 to 1244 code for a protein of 375 amino acids. Lineage: Eukaryota; Metazoa; Chordata; Actinopteri; Cypriniformes; Cyprinidae. The transcript has a single exon. The record is from RefSeq and is a predicted model, not a curated record.
CCUGUUCCCUUAAUGCUCUGGGCCCAAGCCAAGCAGUUUUUGCUCUGAGAGAAGAAACAUCACCUCAGAGGCUCUCGGUGACUGGGGUGCUGGUAGCACUGCACUGUACCUCCCUCAUGUUGGCUGACCUGCUUUCCAAAACCUUGUCGCCAGCACUGCCAUUAAUGCUACAGACACUUACUAUUUGUUGGGGGAUACCGCUUUGUUUAGGAAUCUUUUUCCAGUCUCUAAAGAAACUCUACUCCUCCCACAGGACUCCACUACCAAGGUGGAGUGCCCCCAAGCGCUUAGAAAACAGUGUCAGGCAUGUGCUAUUGAUGUGCGCCCUCCUCGGAGUGCUCUCCUGUGCUUUGCAAAUCUAUAGUUUUCUCUGGCUGUAUAGGUUACUUGGUGACUGGCGCAGAUUUGGGUGGGGCUGGUGGCUAGUGCAGCUCUCUGCACGACUGCUUGAGCUGGCCUGGAGUUUCUCUCUUCUACUGCUGGGAUCUCAGGUGUUCUGGAGACCACAAGGAAGUAAGCAGACAGGGAAGAGGAAACCGGUGUCACGCUGGAACAAGCUGUUGGACAGGUUACCAGUGGGGCCUUCGAGGAGACCGGAUAAGAACUGGGCUAAACUGUUGCCCAAUAACUGGCAAGGUCACAAGCAGUCCCGUGCAAAUGUCAGCCAGUCAGUCCGAAGCCAAGCAACUCCAGCAACCUCAAUAAUGACUGUGCAUGACAACGCUGGAGUUAUUGGUGGAGGUGUCCUAUACAGCAGCGGUUAUGACCACCAUGCCUCACUUCUGUGGACUAGUGGUGUGGAAUGGCAAGAACAUGAGUGCUUUCUCUCACUUAUUGAGUUUGACCUUCACCCCCCUUCACCCAUCAACCUCCAUCACAGCAUUAACAAUGCCCUCCAUCAUGCCCACUUGCUUGGUGUAGGUAACCUUUUCAGCCCUUCAGGACCCUCCUGGACUCAAAAUGAAGGAUCAGGUGGACCACUCUGCGAUACUGUUGUAUCACCCACCAGCCCAACUAACAAAGCCUAUAGGUGGGCUUUAGAUAAUAGCUUGAGUCCUCACUCCCCUCAGCAUCUUGGGACUGCAGUGCAGCAGACUCAAGUGUCUGUGAUUGAGCCUCUGGCUUCUUUAACUCCAGAGACCGUUAGAAAAGUGUGGGAGAGAGAUGUGGCCAUCCCAAGAGUCACUGUGUAUGAUGACUGCACCAGCAUAGCAAGUGAAGAUGACAUCACUAGUCUAAACUAAUAAGAA